AUGUCGGUGGCCCAACUCCCCGCUGAGAACGACGGUCGUGAGUCUAAGAGAACCAAGGGGAUGGCUUCACUCAUACUAAGAUUCUCGAAUGAGGAUAAGAUUGGAACUAUCCAACCCCACGACGAUACCCUAGUCAUCACGCUCAGGAUUGGGGGAUAUGACGUUAAGAGGGUGUUGGUCGAUCAAGGCAGUGUUAUGGAGGUGAUGUACCCCGACCUAUACAAGGGGCUGAAGCUGAGGCCCGAAGACCUGACAGCAUACGACUCCUCUUUAGUAAGUUUCGAAGGGAAGACCGUUAUUCCGAGAGGCCAGAUUAGACUGCCCAUACAAACUGGCUUGGACAUAGUGGAGGUGGACUUCAUAGUGGUGGAUGCAUAUUCGCCCUACACCGCCAUCGUAGCUAGACCUUGA
Messenger RNA from Quercus lobata, 411 nucleotides. RefSeq lists its product as uncharacterized. Bases 1 to 411 code for a protein of 136 amino acids. The record is from RefSeq and is a predicted model, not a curated record. NCBI's taxonomy places the organism in Eukaryota, Viridiplantae, Streptophyta, Magnoliopsida, Fagales, Fagaceae. The transcript has a single exon.